Medicago truncatula (barrel medic) is the source of this 597-nucleotide messenger RNA. RefSeq lists its product as uncharacterized. The record is from RefSeq and is a predicted model, not a curated record. Bases 1 to 597 code for a protein of 198 amino acids. Gene Ontology annotation, molecular function: nucleic acid binding; RNA-DNA hybrid ribonuclease activity. The transcript has a single exon. Lineage: Eukaryota; Viridiplantae; Streptophyta; Magnoliopsida; Fabales; Fabaceae.
AUGACUACUGCAGCAGUUCGUGACAGAGGCCUUAAUCUUCUAACGGGUUGGCAAAACGCGCAAGAUAGCCGUAAUCGAGCGGAUGUACAGCAACAACGUAUUGACGACACAGUUUGGAGAAAGCCAGAUGAAGGUCAUUUCAAAUGCAAUGUAGAUGCUGCUUUCUUUAAAGAAAGAAACCGGGUUGGCAUAGGAAUAUGCAUCAGGGAUGAUAGCGGGAGGUUGGUGAAAGCCAGAACCAGUUGGUCAAUGCCGCUCUUAGAUGUGCCUGAGGGAGAAGCUAUAGGUCUUUUAUAUGCUAUCAGAUGGGCAAAAGAGCAGAAUUUAAAUAAUAUUACUUUCGAGCUUGACUCUAAGAGGGUAGUAGAUAGUUUUCACAGCACUAGAAAUGAUGUAUCUGAUUUAGGAGCUAUCAUCAGAGAAUGUAUGACUACCUUCUCAUCUUUUUUCACAAACUCAAGGGUAGAGUUUAUUAGGAGACAAGCAAAUGAGGUUGCUCAUAGACUUGCUAGGGCGGCCACAUUUUAUGCUAGUAUCCACUAUUUCACUGUAUUACCUGAUUGUAUUCAAGAUGUCCUUAUUAAUGAAAUGAGAUAA